Molecule: messenger RNA, 5608 nt
Organism: Apus apus (common swift)
Lineage: Eukaryota; Metazoa; Chordata; Aves; Apodiformes; Apodidae
Gene: TRA2A
Product: transformer 2 alpha homolog
Exons: 8
Coding region: 4118-4642 (174 amino acids)
Biological process (GO): positive regulation of mRNA splicing, via spliceosome
Cellular component (GO): spliceosomal complex
Molecular function (GO): RNA binding
Source: RefSeq, a predicted model, not a curated record
CCCCCCCCCCCAUGUUCUUCAUCAUACCCUCUCAGGAUAGGUGGAAAACUGAAAUAUUAUGUCGUAAAGACUUUAACAAUUCUACUUCGCGUUAAGUGUUUAGAAUGCUUUUAAAGUAGUAGUUGUAUUGGGAAGUAGCAUUCCUUUUGAAGGAUGUGAGGAAGAUAAAUGGUAGAUACAAGCAUCAAUUAUAUGGUUUAGACAGUUGUACCAGUAUGGAUGAAGUGCAUUGAUGUGACAGACAUCUUCCUCUCCUGGAUGAUCUACAGAUUUUGGUAGUUGUUGAGUUACUGGGUUUGUGUCAUCAUGAGCUAAUAGGUUAGGGGGAGGUAUUCUUCCCAUCCUUCUUUGUUUCUUCUUGUUCCUUCUGGGAAAAGAGAGGGUAACAAGUAUGAAAAAUACUCUUCAGUGCUCUCUUUAAAUGCUUCUAGCUGCACACCUUAUCUAGAGAAGCAGUAACCAAAGCUGCAGUCUUUGAAUUUUGUGUUGGCCUACAAUAAUUUCUUUGGCUCCAAGUUCCACUUCUUGGUGAAUCAUUAAUCCUAUUUCCUGCUGUGUACUUGAGGAAGUGCAAUUGUUACAAUUGAGAUUUUUUUUUAAUUAUUAUUUUAGGUGGGGUUCUUGUCUAGGGGUUUGUGUUUUUUGUUUUGUUGUUUUGAGGAAAGUGAUUGACAAAUUUAUCAAGUCUGAUCUCAAGUAUAUUUUGGGAAGUUAGCUGACUGUCUCUUCCUACAGGCCAUAGUGACAGCAAAUCUAGAUAGUUUGACAUGGUCACAGUGAAUAUCUGCCUACAAGUUUGUAAGGGUGAAAGCAGUGACUUGACAGUUGCAUAAUAAAGCAGAAGGCGUUUGUAAGAUAGUUGUGGGAUGAGAAGCUGAGUUUAAGAAAUGUAGUCUUAUCUGUGUCCUUUAAAUAUCUGAGGAUUUUUAUAACAGAAAGGUAAGAAAAUGUUGAGGGUCCAGAGAUAAAUUUAAGACUAUUCUUUCUUAAGCAGUAUUUAAAUUCUGUAAUAACAGUGGAGCUAAGAUCAGAAUAUAAAGAUUGCUUAAAGAUUAGUACAGAAUUGAGAGAUGUUAAUGCUUUUGGAUAAGAGGUCUGUUUUGUUAAAGAUGAUGUACUAAGAAAGAUGUGAUAAUUUUCCUGUUCAUAUUGCAGAAUGGAUAUAAACUGUUUACGUGGAACAAUUGGGUCUGUCUUGUGAUAUAGAGUAAGAUAUAGAGGAGGAAAAUUCUUUAAAAUCUCCAUUUGUGACUCCUUGAAGCUCUGAAUCUCUUAAUCCCUGCCUGUGGUCUUGCUGAUAUAAAUCUUAUUAGGUAUUUUUUCAGUGUCAUCCUUAAGUUCUUAAAUUCUUGCAGAUUAUUGUGAUUCCUUUAGUCUCUCCUUUUGAAAGUGUAGGAGAUAUAACUAGGUGAUCUAUGUUGCAUCAGAAGAUGAGAUGUAAUUGCCUGCCAGUGACAGACGCAGUAUGCAACUACUAACAGGUAAUGGAUCCCUCUUGGGCUGCAGUUCACAUCUACAGUUACUUUGUUUGAAGAAGUUUGAAUGCAUAAGAACUAAUGGUGUCACCUCCAUCACUCCAAUUUUAAAAGUUGUAUUUUUGUGAGUGCAGCCCCUAAAGGGCUUAACCAGCUUCCAGAGGACUUGCCUACAUGAAAUUGUCACAGCUACUGUUGGCAACUUAAUUCUGAUUUGUUGUCAUAUACUGCUGGAAACUCUGGAGUUGGUGUCAUAAGAUGCUUUGGUUUACUAGAUAAGGACAGUAAGCUAAUUUUUGAAUUGUAUGGGAGUGAUUGGGUCCUUGGUAUUUUUUACACUUCCCAAUACAUGUAGAUUGUGCAGUAACUAGGUUUUGGGUUUUUGUUUUAUUCAAGUUUCCAAAGUUCUUGUUCAAGAAUUGAUCUUUCAGUAAGGACAACAUAGCAUCCUCAUGAAGGAAUGACUGAGAAGAGUGAAUUAUUUGUCUUUUUAUGGAAGGAGGUUUUCUAAAUCUGAAUUAUGUCAUGUUAAAUGUUUGUCUAUAUUGCUGAUCACUUAUAUGCUAGGGAGAGAAGUGGAAAUAAUUCCCAGAGAAAUUGGCAAUUGUUGGAGGGGAUGAAGUUUAAAGGAGGCUAUCAAACAAUGGAGAGUACAAAAAUAAAGGCAAGGUAAUUAACCAGCAUGUUAGUGGUUCUAAAAGGAAAUGUAUUUUUUUAUAGUGAACAGUGGAUUUCAAAUGUAAAAAAUAUAUAUAAUAUUUAAGUGCACAUCUAUCCUUUUGUUUCAGUGAAAGUCAUGUAGAUAGAUAACCAGCUUAAUAAGAGUAGCUUAUAAUGCAGACCUGGUUAUACGCACCAUGUAUCACAGCCAAGCUUUGAAUUUGGCCUUCAUUUAUAAGUUUGGCAGGCCUGUCAUCCCAGUGGGUGACAAUGCUCCAUGUGUCCCUUGUCCUUUUUAUUGAGGUAAAGGGGAAAGAUAGUGUAGCUGUAAUGCUUUUUAGUAAGGGGUCUCUCAGGUUCCAUUUCUGGUGGGUUUAUUGUCUUGAAAUGCAAGGGCAGAUCCUUUGAAAAGAACUUCAGCCCAAAGUACUGAAGAAUUUAACAGCAAAAGAAAAUGUAAAUCUGGACAUAGGCAGAGUGUAUAAGUUGGGGAAAACAUUGUGAGCACAGGCAGGAGGAGAAAUUAUACAAACAUGAAAUAUAACACUUACGGGAAGGGGACUUGCUAUGCUUUUUUUUUUUUUUAAUGAAGAAUUUUGCACAUUUUCUUUCAUGAAUUUAAAGAGGUAUACAGCAUACUAUUCUGUAGGGUUUUUUUAUAGCUAAGCUCCCUAGAAAUGCUGAACACUGUAAAAUGUGAGGAAAUCCUAACCUGCUCUUUGUUUGCUUGUUUUCCUAGUUUUUCUCUUGUGUGCAUUAUCAUGCAAGAAAAAAACCCUCCUGUCUUUACUUUUACUGGAUUGCUUUGAAUUGUACUAUUAUACAUCUUGUUUUAUAUGGAUUAAGUUGUGUGCAAGGAAAACAGGAUAACAACGAGGAAGAAAAAUUAGGAAGAAAAAUAAUUUGUCUUUCAUAUAUCAAUGUGCAUGUGUUAUGCAAGUAAGUAUGUGCAUAGUAGAUAGGUUUUGACUGGAAAUCUGCAGCCAUUCUGUUGAACUGAGAGUGUCUUAGUAAUAAUGUGUAGAGGUAGAAUUUUGGAUAUUUGAUACUGAGAAGUGCAUAGUUACUUGUUUUAGGGGGGAUAUCACAGUUAUUGAUAUCAAUACUUUAAUAUAUUUAUGCUAAUUAGUGUUUAGUGUAUCUGUAUCUUACCAAAAAAUCUGAAAUGGGAGGAGGGUAGCUUUAAAAAUACAGUAAAACACUGAGAACUCAGCUCAUUGUUAGAACAUAGACACGUAUACAGUUUUAAAGAUUUUUUUUUAAAAAAAGUUGUUUUAUAAAAUAGUUUCUUGCACUUUACCUGCUGGCUUUUCAAUUUGGUAGAUAACAUCUGAACUCCAGCAGAGUUUUAUAAUCCCCACGUGCUUAAAUAUACUAAAUGUUCUUUUUCCAUUAAGGUUAAUGUUCGUGAAGAAAUUGAAGAGUUUUUUCCAAGAAUGUGGAAGAUAAAUCAAGAUAAAAGAAGGCUAAUGAAAAGUAUUAAAGAUCAGAAAAUUAAAAUUGAAUGGGGGAAAAAAUUGAACAGAAGAUUGGUCAGAUAGAAGCACUUGAAUGUUUUUUUAAGGCUUUAAUGAAUUGUUUGAAUUGGGGAAGAAUACACGAAGUAUGAAAAAUGAAAAACUCAAUGAAGAAUGAAGAAAAGUAGAAAGCAAGAGUGAAGUAGAAUUAAAAGAAUCUGGAAGAAUGAAUGGGUCCUAGGUUAAGUAAAUGAGUCUCGCUCCCAGUCAAAAUCUCCAGCUGGGAGUCCUGCUCGUGUAAAAUCGGAGAGCAGGUCAGGAUCUCGUAGUCCAUCGAGGGCUUCCAAACAUUCUGAAUCGCAUUCUAGGUCAAGAUCAAAAUCAAGAUCCAGGUCCAGAAGACAUUCGCACAGACGUUACACUCGCUCCAGAUCCCAUUCCCAUUCUCAUUCCCAUAGGAGACGUUCUCGAAGCAGAUCAUACACACCAGAAUACCGUCGUCGAAGGAGCCGUAGUCAUUCUCCAAUGUCCAACAGGAGAAGGCACACUGGCAGCAGAGCUAAUCCAGAUCCCAAUACAUGUCUUGGAGUGUUUGGUCUCAGUUUGUACACUACUGAGAGAGAUUUGCGUGAAGUCUUUUCCCGGUAUGGACCUUUGACUGGUGUCAAUGUCGUUUAUGAUCAACGGACUGGACGAUCAAGAGGCUUUGCUUUUGUUUAUUUUGAGAGAAUUGAUGACUCUAAAGAGGCAAUGGAGCAUGCAAAUGGUAUGGAGCUGGAUGGCAGGAGGAUUCGAGUGGAUUACUCAAUCACCAAGAGAGCACAUACACCCACUCCAGGCAUCUACAUGGGCAGGCCAACACACAGUGGAGGCGGUGGUGGUGGUGGAGCAGGUCGUCGCCGUGACUCAUAUUAUGAUAGGGGCUAUGACAGAGGGUAUGACAGAUACGAAGAAUAUGACUACAGAUACAGGAGACGAUCACCAUCGCCUUAUUAUAGUCGAUACCGAUCACGAUCGAGAUCCCGUUCCUAUAGUCCAAGGCGCUACUGAAGAUGAGAAGAGUUAAGAGUUGAGGACAUGAUUUUUAAAUACAAAGUUCAGAUCUUCCCUACUGCUUUCCCUCCUAUCCCUCCCUUCCUUGUCCUCCAUCCAGCGCUUUUACAAAUCUUUGGUUCAUUUAGAAUAUACAUAUUUUCAGUUCAAGUAUUCCUGUUUUCCAUCCCUCCUUAUUGUAAUACUCUUAAAUAUUGUAAUUGUUGUAGUUUUUGUGUAGUAAAAAAUCUUAAGUAAAAUUAAAUAGAGAACCCAAAGUGCUGAUAUGUUUUGGAAGUCAUUCCUCUUCUGUUUUAAAACAAUUGGAUUCCUGACUAAUUGGAAGAGAGGAUUGAUAUUUUUAAAGCUUGCAUGUCAUAUGUAAUAUACACACUCAGAUACUUCAAUAUAAACCUGCAUUUCCACGUAACUUGUUAAUCUUUCUGUUAAAAUGUUUACCUGUUACUUUGAUAAACACGUAACAACUUUGAGCCUUUUCUGUGAUGAAAAAUUUACUUUGUCAUGAACCAGAGAAUUUUUUUAAUUUUUUUUUUGUCAGGUAUUUGCUUUGAGUGUAGACUAUUUGAGCUGGAGCAAAAUUUGGUAUUUGAUUGACUGGGAAAAUAGAUCCUUGUACACUCAAAAUUAAGGCUGUGUUUUAUAGAUGCAGUUUCUGGAGUGCUACACAGUGGAUAACAUUUGAAGUUAAAACUGUAAAAAUCCCGGACUUUUUAUUGUACUUGGUUGAGUAUUUCCCCUUAAUUGGUGCAGGAGAAAAAUAUUUAUUGAACGUAGCAAUUAGUUGUAUAAUUUGCUGUUUGUUUAAACAAUUAAAAAAAAAGACCCCACCGACUUUUUGGUAUUGCAAUAAUGAUUAAGCAAGUUUUGUUUCAAGUCCUUUUUGGAGUUUUGAAAGUGUGGAUGGAAAACCCUACAACUACAUAUAAACCUUUUUUUCCCCUUAAUAAAAGUUAAUUCCACUGA